Messenger RNA from Megalopta genalis, 4515 nucleotides. NCBI's taxonomy places the organism in Eukaryota, Metazoa, Arthropoda, Insecta, Hymenoptera, Halictidae. The record is from RefSeq and is a predicted model, not a curated record.
GCGGUGGUGGUGGCGACGAUAGUAGUAGUAGUAGUAGUAGUACGGGGGAAGCAGGAGGUAGAGAAGGCUCGAGGAAGGCUCUGCCAGCCGCCGGAAGAGCAUCGACGGCGACGGGGGCGGGGAAGCUGUCCACCAAACGGAACGACCGCUCGGUGAUACGGACGGCGAGUCGAACAGUUUCCCAAACGGAUACGAAUAUACCAACUAUCAACGAUAGUCGCCGAUUUUCUGUCAGUCGGUAUUCAGCAAAGGGGAAGGAAGAAGGAGACGGCGGCGGUGGCGGUGGUGGCUGCGGCGGCGGCGGCGGCGGCGGUGGUGGCGGUGGCGGUAGAAACAGCAGCGGUGGCAGCGGUAUUGGUUGAGAAGGCGGAACUGGAGGAGCAACAAGAAAAAGAAGCAAUUGGAUAGAACGGCAACGAAAAAUAAUAGGAGUAUAAUAUAUAUACAUAUACAUAUAUAGCUUCGAGAAACAAAGGAGAGAUUGAAUUCGACGAGUAGAGAUCUUUACUAGCCGAUCGAAAAUGGCAGACACGAGUGAGCAACAAACGCUGUCCGAGCCCCAUACGAACGGAAUAAUGGAUGGUUUGACAGAAGAAGAGAAAAGUAAAAUGAGGCCUGCCGAUAUCGACGCGGAUAUGAGAGAAAUGGAAAGAAGGAAGAGAGUCGAGAUGAUGAUGAACUCGAGACUUUUUCGGGAAGAACUGGAACGUAUUAUUGAGACGCAAAUGAAAGACGGUGCCGGACCAUCUGGCCUUUUACAGCAAAUCUCGGACAUGAUGGGCGCGCAAGGUGCUCGAUUUAACGGCAAUGUAUUUAAAAAUUCGAAUUGCGUGUUACCCAUCAACGAUAUACGCGGUGUUGAAAGUAUGGGUUACGCGAAAGGAGAAAAAUUGUUACGCUGCAAGUUGGCAGCAGUGUUCAGAUUGCUCGACCUUUAUAGCUGGACUCAGGGCGUAGGUGGACAAAUCACGGCUCGUCUAAACCAAGAUCAAGAACACUUUCUAGUUAAUCCGUACGGAUUACUGUACCAUGAAAUAACUGCCUCUAGUUUGGUUAAGGUUGAUAUGCAAGGGACGAUCGUGGAACAGGGAACGACCAAUUUUGGAGUCCACGUAACAGGAUUUCAGUUGCACUCGACGAUUCAUGCUGCCAGGCCUGACAUUAAGUGCAUCGUUCACAUCACUACUCCGUCCGUAACCGCUAUUUCAUCUUUAAAGUGUGGUUUGUUACCAAUCGGGCAAGAGAGUAUAGUAAUAGGGGAGGUGAGCACACAUCAGUAUAUAGGCGGAUCUUUCGAACCGGAGGAAAAAGAAAAGAUCGCCAGAAAUCUUGGUCCAGUGAACAAAGUGAUGCUGUUGACAAAUCGCGGCGCUCUUUGUUGCGGAGAAACUGUCGAGGAAGCUUUCUUUAACGUUUAUAAUACGGUAUUAGCUUGCGAAACGCAACUGAAAUUGAUGCCUGCAGGGCUCGAUAAUCUAAAUCUCAUCUCCGAAGAAUCGAAGAAAGCUAUCUUUGAAGCCUCUAGGAAACCACCAACUCCUCAGCAAACAAUCUCGAUUCCCGAGGGUCCAGCUAUAGCUGAGAAACUCGAGAAACGUUGGCGAAUCGGUGGAUCAGAAUUCGAAGCGCUCAUGAGGAUGCUUGAUAAUGCUGGAUUUCGUACAGGAUAUAUGUAUAGAAACCCAUUGGUGAAAGGAGAACCUCCUCGACGUCGGAACGACGUCGAAGUACCGCCGGCAGUAUCAUCCUUGGGAUAUUUGCUCGAAGAGGAAGAACUGUACAAACAAGGGCUUUGGAAAGGUGGUCGGAAAGGCACUGACAGAUCGCGUUGGUUGAAUUCACCAAAUGUGUAUCAGAAGGUUGAAAUACUGGAAACGGGAACUCCUGAUCCGAAAAAGAUCACAAAGUGGGUAUCAGACGGCUCACCGACCCAUAGCAGUACACCGGUCAAGAUCGAGAAUGCUCUUCAAUUUGUACCGAAAAACACCAAUCCAAAGGAGUUUAAGCAAAUACAACAACAGAUUAAAGAUUAUCGGAGAGCGGACAAAAUAUCGGCUGGACCGCAGUCUCAUAUAUUGGAAGGAGUUACAUGGGAGGAAGCUAAGAAGAUGCAGGAUGCCACGAUUAGCGGAACAGGCGAACAAGUAGUUUUGGUAGGGGCAGCCAGUAAAGGUAUUAUUCAACGAGGCUUUCAGCACAACGCGAUGGUCUACAAGACUCCGUAUGCCAAAAAUCCUUUCGAUGCCGUUACGGACCAAGAACUGGAUCAAUAUAAGAAAGAAGUCGAACGUAAACAGAAAGGAGAUCCAUACGACGAGUCGCAAUCGGAAUCAGAGGCCUUGUCGUCGUUCAACGUCAGCCGCGCAACACACGAAUCAAGCACUGCGAAAAGUCCGAUCCAGUCGCCAGUUUCUGUAACUUCGGAAACUGAAGAGGAAAGUAGAGAUGAACCGCGAGUGCUCCGGAUAGAAACGAAACAAGUGCCUGCACCGAGUCAGCCAGAAGUUGUCCUCAGCGACGAUCGUGAUUCAUGGAGCAGAUAUUGCAGCGAAAGUGAAAAUGGCCAAGAGAUCAAGAAUGAAAAUUGUGUCGACAAGAAAGAGUGCGUCAGCCAAGUUUGUAAUCAACACGGUUACGGAUGCGGACACGAACCUCGAUUGGAAAUAGCUAGAAGCGGGAUUAUCGCGAAACGACUGAUCCCCACGAUAAUAUCGUACUCUUCGAAAGCGGUAUCUCAAAAAAUUGACACCUUGAUUGACUCGAGUUUUGAACCUUGUUUUUCGAAAAUGAAGAAGAAGAAGAAGAUAAAGAGGAGAAAGAAGAAGGGGGUGAUGAAGAAGCAGGCGGGUGAAAGUCUGUGGAAUGCUGGAAGAGGAAGUGUCGAUCAAACGAUAUCGGGAAUAAUUGAAAAAAACAACGAGGACGUAGCAAUGAAUUACAAGUUGGUCGAAGUAAACGUUUCGAAAGGUGUCGCAGAAAUUGUAAGCGAUAGCGAUACGGAUGGGUGUUCAAAGGAAACUCGAUCGAACGGUUUUUCGCGAUCGGCUGUUCAAAUUUCUACCAAAUAUAAUUUGAACACCGCUGAUAUGACGUUACUAUACAGUUUGACGCCGUCCAUAGACUCCGAGUGUCCGGACAAUGUGGACGUGGAAACAAACAAUGAUCAUAUACGUUAUAAUCAUCGUGUUCGAUUGAACCUGGAGAAACAGGAAUUCCGUAACUUCGAGAACUGCCCUGAUUUGAUUUGGUCUGACGAUUUUGCCGAUGAGAACGGAAAAUAUCAACUUCUAGAAGAUGCUCGUGCUUUUAAGUUUGCUGGAAGGAAUAAUAAUUAUUCGUUUAAGAGCGAACAGACCGAAGUUUAUUCGCACGAAGAAUCCGAUAUAUCAAAAUUUCCUGGUUCAUCGGUUUUGGAAUUACUCGAGACCAAUGCUAACGAUUUUCGAAAUGACAUUAGCAUUAGCGCGAACGAAAUCAUCGCCGAGCUCGAUGCAAACGAUAUUUAUGCGAGUAUCUCUUGUCUCGUCGCAGAAAUAUUCGAAACAGUUUGUACCGUUUGUGGUGAACGAUCUAUCGAUCAGCGCGGUCUGUUAGAUAUACCCGCGUCCACGUUCGCAUCUACCUCCGUUUGUACCUCUACCUCAACCCCUAUCUCGACCUCUACCUCUACCCCUACCUCUGUUUCUGUAUCUAUUUCAACAUUUUCGCCUUCAUUUUCUAGACGUCUCUCGUCCUCGACCCUGUUAUCCAUUGUGGAAAACGAAAUCUACCAUCCCACGGAGAAGGAUACCAGAAUACGUCGGAAGAAUUCGUGGAUCGAGAAUGACAAUGAAAAUAGACCGCUUUCCGUUGUGCGUGAAAUCGUUCAUCAUAUAAUCGAUACAAACGAUCAAGUUGAACGAAUAUACGAGAAUACUGCAACAAUCGUUGAAACAACGGUACCCGAUUGGUCUUAUAAAAAGGCUAAAAACAAUGUAAACGUGGGUCUUAUCGAAACUGACAAUACUAGAAAUAUUAUCGGUAGUGUUCAAGGGCCGUUCACCGCUAAUUUCGACACCUCGGUCGAAAUGGACAAAGAAAACAACGAAUCGAUUGAUUCGACCGAUGUCGUUUUCGAAUUCCAUACCAUAGCGAGGAGAAACUUGGCGAAGGACAACGAAAAACAUAUUGAAUUGAAUUUUCGAGUUGAGCCGAGUCACGAUGGUCGGGGCACUGUUGACGGUUCGAAAGCGGUAUGAAUCUUGGACCGAAAAGACGAGACAAGAUGCAGUAUUUGUGUAAACGACAAAACGGAAUCGAUCGCGGGCCGGGGUGAUCUGCCAGGUCAACUAUGAGUUUCACUUACAAUAACUUCGGUUGUACGCAACGAGAAACCAGUUUCAAUAAUUGUUUUAAAAGCGAGAGCGACUGCAAUUAAAUAGAGUUACUAUUUACUGCGCCUAAAACAUUGCUGCACAUUCAGUCACGAUCUCAGGUGUCUCCGUUACCAUCUGUAAAUAAAAAAAAAAGCGACAA